Crotalus tigris (Tiger rattlesnake) is the source of this 7190-nucleotide messenger RNA. It is a transcript of the gene RUNDC3A, whose product is annotated as RUN domain containing 3A. The coding region runs from base 2234 to 3595 and encodes 453 amino acids. Gene Ontology annotation, cellular component: cytosol. The transcript has 11 exons. Lineage: Eukaryota; Metazoa; Chordata; Lepidosauria; Squamata; Viperidae. The record is from RefSeq and is a predicted model, not a curated record.
CUAAGCAAGGUUAGCCUUGAUUAGUAUUGUUUAGGAACUCCAGAGUAGAAAGUAGAUUGAGACGUUAAAAAAAAAAUCCUGGAAGAAGGCAGUGACAAACCACUUCUGUACCACUGCCAAGAAAACUGAAUGGAUGCAAUCACUAGAAGUAGUCCUUGACCUGAGAAUGUUUUUACUUAUUUGUUUCCCAGAAUUCUGACUCAACUUCAAAAUUCAAUGCAUGGCAGCAGAAAGAGAGAGAAAUUUUUCUAAAGAAUCCAGAACGAGGUAAUUAAGUCCAGCAACAGUGCUUCUCUUUGAAAGGAAGUUUGUGAGCAAUCAUUGGAUGGUUUAUAAGCUUCAUACAUUACUCCAAAAUUAUAGCACACUGUCCAACAUGUCUAUGCUCAAAAAAAGGUUAACUGAAUAUAGAGAAACUUAUUUCCGUGUUAGUGGGCAUAGAAUCACUGGCUUAGAAAUGAAACCUUUUAAUUCAAAUAUUGGCUUGAGUGCUGGAUUCUGAAGAUGAGCUGGUCAAGAUUCUGACCUUCAUUUACCUACUUUGAAAAUGUGACAUUUUAUUCAUGUGUUUAAAUAAUUUAUAUGGUCACUCUUCUCAUAGCAGUGAUUCUGAGCAGCUAUACAAAGUUAAACUUAACGAAUGGCCAAAGUUUCUAUGUUUUCUUUAAAAUUCAGUAAGAUUACUGCAUAAAUGCACUUCAUAAAUGCUGCCUUUCCUAUAGAUGUAUUGUCAUUAUUGUUAGAAUUAAUAAAGGUUACAAAUAAAUGUAAUUAAUUUUGUAUUUGACCAACACCAGAAACUUUCCACUAAAAAUUAACAAUAAUUAAAAUGUAUCAAAGCACAUCUAGUAGAUAACCACAUUAAGUUGCCCUUUGUCUAGCAAAAUUAAAAUAUUGUUUAGCCAAAUUAAAAUAAUAUGAAUUCUGUCUUGCUCUGUAUGAAAGGACAUAAAACAAAAAGUUUAGCAGCUCAAGCUAUUUUUCUCUUCUAACUUCAUCUAACAUCUUGGUUAAUUAUCUGACUUAAAAGGCCAUUUUUUUCAACUUCAUCACAGAUAAUGUGAACAAAUAAGAUAAAUUUAGUGAUCUACUCAAAUAAAAAACUGGAAAAUCUAAUUCUAAUAAUCUGUUAAGAAGCUCUUCAAUUUACACCCUCAUGCUCUUAUGCAGAAUUUAUGAGCUUUAAUUAGUAGAUGACACAUUGUCAUCUACUAAUUAAUUAGUAGAUGACACAUUGUCAUUAUCCUUACAUGUAUAAAAUGCCAGCUAUAAAAAUGGCACUUUAUGAAGAACCCUUUUUCAUACAGACAGGGAAUCAACAGAGGAGGAAUGAAAUAGAGGUAGGAAAGAAGAAAAACUGCUGAAUUUGCAAUGAUCUAAACUAUAAUUUGUAACUAUAGUUUGUUAAAUAAAACAACCCCAGAGUCAUGGUGAACCAUGGUUGCAUAUACAACACCUGCAACUCAAGCAAAUCGCAUUAUAGCUUUAUGUGGUGUGCAAAACAAUACAGUAUGAUUUCUUCAACUUUCACACUUCGUUUUUGCACGGUUGUCAAUUUUAUCCCAUGUGAAUCACUGCCAGGAGGAAAAAGUGUGGAUUUAUCCUUUUGUUUAACAACUUCGGUGAGAAAAUAUCUCAGUUUAUGCUGAUUUUAAUUCUUGCAAAACUGAGAUUGUUUGCAGUGAAAAAUCGCAAACAAACCCAGUACAGUUCCUAAGUGCAGAAGACCUAUGGCUGGAAAGCUCUGUGCACGGCUGAAAUGUCUGCAUGAAAUGACUGGAAAGCACCAAUACGGGAGGCGCCGCCUCUCCUCCUUCCCGUUCCUGGCUUCUCCGCCGGCGCCGACUGUUCCCAUCCUCGGGCAUCACGUCAUUGGCAAAGGGGCUGGUUUCCUCUGUGGAGGAGGAGGAGGAGGACCCUGAUUUCCAUCAGCACCAAGGAGAGCUCCUCCCGACCUUUUCCUCCCCUGUCGCCAUUCGUCCGGCUUUUACUGCUUUUUUCUCCGAACCAUCCAAGAAGGGGGCUGGAGCUAAUUUGGGGAAGAGAGAGAGGAGGGAGAUAUUUCAGAACCAUCCGAUCUUGGGGGAGGUUGACCCAACGCCUUGUUUUCUGGGGGAAAAUAGGGAGAAGAGGAAGGGGGAGGGGAGGGGGUGGGGAGGAGGAGGAAGAGGACGAAGAGGAGGAAGAGGUAGCAGUGACACCACCCGGGCUAUUGAGAGCAUCUUUCCCCUGGAUGGAACCACAUUGUAUCCGGUCCACCAUGGCGCUGGGGUUGUCCUCCAAGAAAACCUCUUCCCGGAACAUUUCAGUAGAAAGGAAAAACCUGAUUACCGUCUGCAGAUUUUCUGUGAAGACUUUAUUGGAAAAAUAUACGAUAGAACCCAUUGAUGACUCAUCAGAGGAGUUUGUGAACUUUGCUGCAAUUUUAGAGCAUAUACUCAGCCAUCGUUUCAAAGGGGAUCAUGGUCCUGCCAGUUGGUUUAGCUCUGAUGGACAACGUGGCUUCUGGGAUUACAUCCGCCUGGCAUGCAACAAAGUCCCAAAUAACUGCGUCAGUAGUAUUGAAAACAUGGAAAACAUAAGUACCUCCAGAGCUAAGGGCCGGGCGUGGAUUCGUGUGGCCCUGAUGGAGAAGCGCAUGUCUGAGUAUAUUGCUACAGCACUGCGGGAUACCAGAACAACCAGGAGAUUUUACGAUGAUGGAGCAAUAAUGCUGCGAGAAGAAUCAACUGUCCUUACAGGAAUGCUGAUUGGCCUCAGUGCUAUAGACUUCAGUUUCUGCCUGAAAGGGGAAAUUAUGGAUGGUAAGACACCAGUGGUUAUCGACUAUACUCCAUAUCUGAAGUUUACACAGAGUUAUGAUUACCUAAGUGAUGAAGAGGAGCGGCACAGCCUGGAGAGUAGUACCAGUGAAGAGAGCUCUCCUGACCAUCCGUACCUACCCCUAGUGACUGCAGAAGACAGCUGGUACAUUAAAUGGCGCAAGAUAGAGCAGAAGUUUCGCAUCGUCUAUGCACAAAAGGGCUAUCUAGAAGAGCUAGUUCGGUUGAGAGAGUCACAACUCAAGGAUCUGGAGGCAGAAAACAAACGCCUGAAGUUAAGGCUGGAAGAGGUGAAGGUGCAGAAUCAAUUAGAGAAACGGGAGUUGGAAGGGAUCAUCCUGGAACUGCAAGAGCAGCUAUUUCCCUCCUCCUGCUCUGCCCUCAGGACAGGCCUCAUUCCUUCAGACAACAGCCAGUUUACCCAACUCUCCAAGGAUAUGGCUGCACCCUUGGUGAACCAAUGGCCGUCUUUGGGGAUUCUGAACAGUAAUGAAAAUCAUGCAGAAGCCAAGAUAUUCAGGAGGCAUAGUUUCAUGAGCACAGAUCAACUUUCCACAGAAAUAAGCUUGAGUUCUGAUUCACAACGGAUGGGUGAAGGAAAACAUGAAGAGGAACCUUGGGGACCAUUGGGAAAGGACCCAACUCCAUCAAUGUUGGGCCUUUGUGGGUCUUUGGCCUCUCUGCCUAGCUGCAAGUCUUUAGCUAGCCUAAAAUCCAACGAGUGUCUGGUGAGCGACAGCACAGAGCCUAGCCCUGCUCAUAGUCCCAGUUGAGACAGUGGUAGACUGUUCUCAUAAAUCUCAAAAAAGUCAAUGAAGAUUUUGGGUGGACAAAACAUCCGGAAUUAAACCUCUUUGGCUUGAUUUCUGUAGGUGGAAAGGGCAACUGAACCAUUUAUCCAGCUUGAUGCAACAGGGCAAUGUGUUUGCUUCCUCAUCAAAAUAUUCUUAGAAACCCAGACUUUCUUCCUUAAAUUGGGAACAGAGGAAAAAAAAGAGAGAAAGCACACCCUUAUCAGAAAGUGGAAAGGUUGUCCAUAAAAAGUGCUUUUGUGACAUGAUGAUGUAUAUAUGUAUAUUAUAUAUGGUCGAGAUUGGCAAAACAUAGCUGCCUCUGCAAAACAUUUAAGAAAAAAAUCCUCUGACUGUCUAUUGCUGGAGGCAGAAAGAAGAUCUAGACCAGUUGAAUUCUGCUGCACAUUGUUCAAUGUGAAGAUUUGCACAAUGGACAAGGAAAUUAAUUGCCUGGCCCUGUAUCAUCCCCUUUCAUUGAAGAGAAUGAUCUGUGGUUGUGUUCCUGAUAACAGCAUUUAAAGACUUAGCUGUGGGAAGGGAGGUAAUUUAUUACCCAUCCUAAGCCCACCACCGCACUUCAAAUAUAACUGCAAGAUCUGUUUUGGUUAAUCGUAUUACAGAAAGGGGAUUCAAGACAACUUCAGAUUCCUGGAUAUCUUUACAGCACAGAAAUCAUUUUUGUGUCUUCCUUGGUCCUGCCACUCAUGAAUGAGUCUACUUUUUACAUGUUUCUCCUGCAUGUUUCUAUCCCAUUGGAACUUUCUGCUAUGGGAAUGGACACAUUGGAAGGUGAAAGAGAACCAAUAUUUAUAUCUUGACUUUUGAUCUGUGCCAUAGAUCUGAAGCAGCAAGAAAAGUUUAAGAAUCUACUCCAGGAUAAGUCAAAAUCAUCAAUGACCAGAGCUGAGAAACUGACUGGUACCACCUAGUGAAUUGUUAGAAUGAACAGGCAUUAAAGCAAAUUAAGGAGCUGGCAGACAAUGCUUACUGAUGAUUAUUUUCUGGUAACAAAUUCAGGCUGGGUUUUAAAAUUCUGCAGUCACUAACAAUUUCAACAGUAACCAACUUAAGUCUUCCCAUUCUUCCUUCCAAGUAAACACGUCUCAACAGUUACAUGUAACACAAAAGGGAAGAACACGUGUAAUAUUAACAGUAUUAUCAAAAUUCCAAAACUAUAGCUGAAAACCUUUGGUAUGUCUAUGUGGGUGGUGAGAGAAUUCACAUUUUUCCCAUUUUAGAGUACUGAGAGAUAAACUGGCUGUUUAUGAGCAUUGCAAACUUAUCCUAUGUUGCCACUUACGGUUUGUGUAACAUUGGCUUGACUGAACCAAGCACUCUACGUUUUAGCUUCCAUAUUUCUCAUAAGCUAUUAUCUGCAUAUUGCUAAAAAAUGGGGAAUUGUUCAAGACCAAUUGAUAAGUUGAUGGUGGAUGCACGAAAUUCAAUAGUUUCCCAUUACUAUGAAGGUUAUUUAGGAGAGUCUUAUUCCAGCGCAGCAUUUCCCAGUAUUAGACUAUGUAAAUCUUCUGAGGCUCACUACCUGCGACAGAGGCAGCAAUACAGCACCUGUGGUCACCAUGUCAUAUAAGAUUUCCAAUGGCUGUUAAAUAAAUUCAACUCAUAAUAGGGGCUAUCUUCUGUAUUUCUGAAGUCCACAGGCUGAGAAUCUUUUUGGUCUUAGCCAAUAUACACAACCACCAGCUCUCAAAACCAAGGCUGGAUCAAAGGGGAAAUGUUCAUGGCCUAGCAGUAGUGCUCUGUUUGUAGGAUGCGAAGAAAUCAUUAAAAUGUUUAAGAGUAAAGGAAAUCAUACAUAAGCCCAAAAGGAAUGUAGUGUAUCAAAUCCCAAAUUAUCCACCAUCAGAUCCUCCCAUCUGGAAAAUCUGAACUAUAUGAGCAACAGAAAUUAGAUACAUUGAAAAUAACUUCUUCCUUAUCAACUAUAUAUUUUAUAUCUUAAAACAUUUCUUAUUUACAUUCUCUUUUAACUUCUAAUAUAUUAAUAAUGCCAUUGUAUCCAUUUCUCUGCAUUCCUGUCAUGCAAGUGGUUUCAUCUACUGGCCUCAUAUGCAGCAACUGUUGUAUUUGGGCUGCUCAAAAUUUUAACAGUUUGCACAGUGAUGAUAAGGAAGGUCAUGUUUCUGUUUGCUGAAGCAAUGCUAUCAGAGAGCUAAUGAUUUGCUGCUGGGUAUUGUGAAGACAUAUGAUCUACAUACACAUAAUAUCCUAAAUUUGAUUUAAAGCACCAUUCCCAUAUUCACAAAUGACAAAAAGAAAUCCUAUUGCAGCCUGGGUUAUCCAACACACUGACACAACAGUUGAGUUUACAUCUUAUAUUGAAGCAAACUCCAAUUUACCCUGGUCUACCACAUUUUGCAAACCCAGCCACUGAAACAAAGUUUCCUCUCUUUGUUCUUACAAUAAAAUAUAUUCAUGGGUACAUCUAGUGAAUCAGCCUACUGUAUCAGAGUGAGACCAAUAAAAGAACACUCAACAUUUUAUUUAGGAAUCAAAUGCAUUCCUCUAAUCAUGGCAGUUCUCACUAGAUAAGAGUUUUAAAGAUUUUUAUAUAAGACCUUAAACUAGGAUGGAUAUAAUUUUUGUGGCCAGAGGCCCAUGGCAGUGUGUGUGUCAUUUUUUGAUCCUAUGGAUACAGGGAACAAGACUUUAUUGAAUUGGGCUGGAUGACAUUGCUUGAUUUUUAAAAAUAAUUUACCAAUCAUGCUAUUCCCUUAUGGGGUAAGAAAACACAGUAUUAAGAAAAAUUAAGCAAAAGUAAUUAAGUACUGGAAAUAAAUAGGACAUUCUCAUUAAAUUAGAUUAUUUCAAAAUGAUUCACUACAUUUCUCUAUAUCCCAUCAAACUAUUUGUAGUUCUACUGUAUUCAUACAUCAAUUCCAACAAUUUAUUUUGUUCUUCAAACUUAUCAUCGGUCUUUUUUUUUUUUUUUUGACAAUGUCAUACCAAAAUUUCAGGUAACAGCAGAAAAUCAUACUCUUCAGUGUUUUUCCUAAAUUAUAAUAGCAUGGUCAAAAGAUCUGAGAUCUCAAAAACAGUGACCUGGGUUUUCUAAUAAAAUCUAAGGGUACCUGAUGAGGAUGCAAGGAAAGAAAAACUCAACAGAAAGACAUAUCAACCGUCAAGUAAUGUGUACUUUUGUUCUGCUAAAAAAAAGAGUGAAUUUUAUUCAAGAAAUAAAAGCCCAGCUUUUCCCCUUUCCACAAAUAUGUAAGCAACAGGCAUAUAAAUUUACAGCAUAGAAGGGACAAGAUAUCAACUUGCUACAUAAGAUAUCUGGUAUCAAAGAAAACCUUGGCUUGCUAUUCUCAGCUCUCCUUUAAUAUAGUAAAUAUUGAACCAGAGGGCAGGAGCCCAAGCUGUCUAAUUCAUUUUCAUCCAGGCUAUUCAACAUUUCCAAGUUCAGGCUGUUUGUGUUAGUACGAAGGGAAGAGCUGGGCAAAACCUGAGUGUUCAAAAUCAGUAUUUCUACUCAAAGCUGUCAAAGUCCUGCUUAGGAUUGCAACUUCAGACAGCUAUGUUUGUCAUGCACAGGAAAAGUCAGGUUAAAAAAAAA